AUGCACUUCAACAAACUCUUCGCCGUCUCCGCACUCACUACUCUUGCUGCCGCCACAGCCAUUGAGCGCCGCACGGGAACGCCUAACGAACAAUGCCCGGGGCUCCAAUGCUGCGACCAGACGGGGCUAGCGUCCUCUACCUCUAUUAUCAGUGCAGUUACAGCUCUUGACCCGCUCGGGCUCACCGGGCUCCUCCUGGCAUUAUUGGGCGCGCCCCUCAACGCCCUCGUUGGUCUCAACUGCAGCCCCAUCACAGUUAUCGGUGGUGGCAACGGUGCAUGCUCUGGAGGCACCACUGUUGUUUGCAAUGACAACAGCCACGGUGGUCUGCUCAACAUCGGAUGUGUCCCUAUCACACUCUAA
This is a messenger RNA of Marasmius oreades (fairy-ring Marasmius), 363 nucleotides long. RefSeq lists its product as uncharacterized. Gene Ontology annotation, molecular function: structural constituent of cell wall. Lineage: Eukaryota; Fungi; Basidiomycota; Agaricomycetes; Agaricales; Marasmiaceae. Gene Ontology annotation, cellular component: fungal-type cell wall. The coding region runs from base 1 to 363 and encodes 120 amino acids. The record is from RefSeq and is a predicted model, not a curated record. The transcript is spliced from 3 exons.